AUGCAGGCUCUUAAAUGGCGAAAGCAUCUUAAACCUCUUCUAUUAACCUGCAAAAACCAAAAAUCCAUAGCUAAAAUUCACGCUUUCAUGAUUCUAACCGGCUUUUGCAUCUAUAAAAACUCCGUUUGCAAUCUUAUAGCAUCUUAUGAGCGAGUUGGCGAUAUCUCAUCAGCUCGUAAAGUGUUCGAUAAAUUGUCUAAUAGAGGCGUAGAUUCGUGGAAUGCGAUGAUCAUUGCCUAUUCUCGUAAAAAACUUCCAAAAGAAGUUCUGGGUUUCUAUCGUCAGAUGAUGGUGGAAGGCACUAGGCCUGACAGCUCCACUUUUACCAUGGCUAUUAAGGCCUGUGCUAGCUCGAUGGACUUGAAAAUGGGGGAGGAGAUUUGGCGUAAAGCGGUUGAUUUCGGAUAUCAGAAUGAUGUCUUUGUAGUGUCUUCUGUUUUGAAUUUGUAUGUUAAGUGUGGUGAAAUGGAUGACGCGAUGGUGGUGUUUAACAAGAUGCCAAGAAGGGAUCUUGUCUGUUGGACUACUAUGGUAACAGGGUUUGUGCAGAGUGGGCGGACAAAUGAGGCGAUUGAUUUGUAUAGAAAAAUGCUAAGGGAAGGGAUGGAAGGAGAUGGGGUUGUGAUGUUGGGGUUGAUUCGGGCAUCUGUAAAUCUUGGGGACUCAAAGUUGGGACUUGCUAUUCAUGGAUAUAUGAUUAGGAAAUGUCUCUCCAUGGAUGUCGUGGUUCACACUAGCAUUCUCGAUAUGUAUGCGAAGAAUGGAUAUUUGGAAUAUGCUUUGCACGUCUUCAAGAAGAUGCCUAUUAAGAACAAUAUUUCUUGGGGGGCAUUGAUUUCUGGCUUUGCUCAGAAUGGCUUUGCUAGAAAUGCACUAGAGUUGUUGGGAGAGAUGCAGGGCUGCGGAUUUAAGCCAGACUUGGUGUCCCUUGUAGGUGCUCUUAUGGCAUGUUCACAGUGUGGGUUGUUAAAACUGGGUAAAUUGAUACACGGAUGUAUCACUAGAAGGCUUGAUUUGGAACAGGUUUCCGGCACUGCAAUGAUUGACAUGUAUGCGAAAUGUGGAUCACUUUCUUAUGCCCGUGCAGUCUUUGAUCAGAUAGUUUCUAGAGAUAUAAUCUCUUGGAAUGCAAUGAUUGCCAGCUAUGGGGUGCAUGGGCAUGGAAAGGAAGCUAUAUCACUCUUCCAUCAGAUGACAAACAUGAGCUUAAAACCUGAUGAUACAACUUUUGCUGCACUUCUUUCGGCUCUCAGCCACUCAGGACUGGUGAACGAAGGUCAAUACUGGUUCAAUAUGAUGGCUAAUGAAUAUAAUAUCCAACCAACUGAGAAGCAUUAUGCCUGUAUGGUUGAUCUUUUAGCUCGUGCAGGACAAGAGGAAGAAGCUUAUAGACUAAUCGAGUCUAUGAACAAUGAACCAGGGGCAGCCGUUUGGGUUGCUCUACUGUCUGGCUGCUGCAAUCAUGGGAAGUUGUCCAUUGGGGAGGUGGCAGCAAAGAAGGUCCUUGAGUUAAAUCCAGAUGACUUGGGAAUCCAUGCAUUGGUCUCAAACUUUUUUGCCAAGGGAAACAUGUGGGAUGAAGUAGCUGCAGUAAGGAAACUCAUGAAAAACUCGGGAAAGAAGAAAGUACCUGGAUACAGUGUCCUGGAUGUGAAUGGGAAACUCCAUGCUUUCGUUAUGGGAGAUAAAAGGCAACAUGAAUAUGAAGCUAUAGCAUAUGCCUUGGAUAUAUUGGACCGUGAGAUGAGUUUCAUGGUCAAUUGAAGGGCUUCCUGUUGCUUUCAGCCUCUACAACUCAGGUUUAUGGAUCCUCACUGCUGGAUAAUGACUGUUUGAACCAAGUUUGUUUUGUUGCAAGGAUUGUGGAUUGAGGAUAAUUGCAGGAACUAGCAGGUUCUUUUCUCCGAACUGCCUUCGACAAUGCAGCGAAGAAAUCCAGCCUUCUGUAAAUUAAGCUCUU
This is a messenger RNA of Hibiscus syriacus, 1960 nucleotides long. Its product is annotated as putative pentatricopeptide repeat-containing protein At3g25060, mitochondrial. The transcript has a single exon. Lineage: Eukaryota; Viridiplantae; Streptophyta; Magnoliopsida; Malvales; Malvaceae. The record is from RefSeq and is a predicted model, not a curated record. The coding region runs from base 1 to 1764 and encodes 587 amino acids. Gene Ontology annotation, biological process: RNA modification. Gene Ontology annotation, molecular function: RNA binding; protein binding.